This is a messenger RNA of Purpureocillium takamizusanense, 5731 nucleotides long. Its product is annotated as NRPS. The record is from RefSeq and is a predicted model, not a curated record. The transcript has a single exon. Lineage: Eukaryota; Fungi; Ascomycota; Sordariomycetes; Hypocreales; Ophiocordycipitaceae. Bases 158 to 5446 code for a protein of 1762 amino acids. Gene Ontology annotation, molecular function: phosphopantetheine binding; catalytic activity. Gene Ontology annotation, biological process: secondary metabolite biosynthetic process; amino acid activation for nonribosomal peptide biosynthetic process. Gene Ontology annotation, cellular component: cytoplasm.
CGUGCUUCCAGGUCGGUCCACGCCUCGAUUCACUUCACGUACGGCAAGACACUAGCAGCAGCAGCGCGACUCGUCGAUGAGCGAGGAAUACAUGCCAUCCGUUCGACCUUUGGCUUAGAUCGGCGGCGGGGACAGUUUGCCUGCAACAUUUCUCCAGAUGCCUUCCGUCGAUGAACCAGCCGAUGCUGGCAUCGAUGACCAGCGCAAAUCUACCGUUCAUAUUCCAGAGUCGGACGCUCAACCUCUGGAACAGCAAAACGGAGCGGCAUACCCCGUCGGAGAUGACUUGGAAACAAUAUGGAGAUGGAACGAGGUCGUACCACCCCGGAUGUCGAUUUGCAUGCACGACCUCUUCUGUCAAACCGCGGAGAAGCAGCCCGAUGCCGUGGCGGUUCAGUCCUGGGACGGGAGUCUCACAUACAGCGAGCUCGACAAGUUAUCGUCCAAGCUUGCCAGACAACUGCGAAACAAAGGCGUCGAGAUUGGAACCCCGGUGCCAUUGUGCUUCGAGAAGUCCAUGUGGACGGUCGUCUCGCUUCUUGGCGUCAUGAAAGCAGGCGCAACGUUCUCCCUCACCGACCCAAGUCAGCCGGAGGCAAGGCUCCAGACAAUCGUUGAACAGACAGGCGCUCAGCUGGUCGUGACGUCUGUGCUGCAGAGCGAGCUCGGGCGGAGGAUAUGCGGAAGGGGUCAGGUUUUGGCGGUUUCACAGGAGUAUUUCGACCAUAGCCCAGACUUCCAAGACGAAGCACUCCCGCAGGUGCCCGCCGCAUCGCCCAUGUACAUCAUCUUUACGUCUGGGAGUACGGGCAAGCCCAAAGGCGUCGUCAUCUCCCACGAGAACUACACGAGCGGCGCCAUUCCCCGUGCCGAAGCUGUGGGUUACAAGAGUAGCUCCCGAGUCUUCGACUUUCCAUCGUACGCCUUCGAUGUAAGCAUCGACUGUAUGCUGUGUACAUUGGCAACUGGCGGCAGGAUCUGCGUCCCCUCGGAAUCGGACCGGAUGAACGACUUGAGCGGCGCCAUAAGAAAGAGCCAAGCCAACAUGGUACACAUGACUCCGUCCGUCGCCAGAGUCCUGGACUCGGACAUCAUACCCUCCCUAGAGGUCCUGGGCCUUGGGGGAGAAGCGGUUUCGGCGAGCGAUGCUGCCGCUUGGGGCAAAACGACGAGCCUGGUCAUUGCCUAUGGUCCGUCCGAGUGCACUGUGGGCUGCACUAUCAACAACACCGUUGGUGUUUCAACCGGUAUUGGAAAGGGGGUUGGCGGUUCAACCUGGAUAACCGAUCCGGAUAACCACGACAUCCUCAUGCCGGUUGGAGAAGUCGGCGAGCUUCUGAUCGAAGGGCCGGUGGUGGGGUUGGGCUACUUGGGCGAGCCAGAGAAGACUGCAGAAGUCUUUAUCGACAAUCCAGCAUGGUUAAGUCGUGGUCAUGGCUCGCUUUCGGGCCGCGAAGGCCGCCUCUACAAGACGGGCGACUUGGUCCGCUACGAGGCCAACGGGCUGGGAUCUAUCGAGUUCGUUGGAAGAAAAGAUCAGCAAGUGAAGCUCCGAGGACAACGUGUCGAACUGACUGAAGUUGAACACCACCUACAAAGCUGCCUCCCUGCGGGAACCAAGGUGACCGCAGAAGUCAUUAAGCCUGAGAACGGUUCGCCUACUUUGGUCGCUUUCCUUUCCGAAUCUUCAACACCAGCCACAGCGCCUUCAGGCGACUUGAUAACAGGGCCAUCUUCGGAGCUGUCCGCGGCUCUUGCCUCCAUUGACACCGCAAUGGGUGCUAGAGUACCGAGAUAUAUGGUCCCGGCAGUGUUCGUCACUCUUAGUACCAUGCCGUCGUUGGUCUCAGGCAAGACAGACCGAAAGAUGCUGCGUGAGAUUGGUGCGGCUUUGCCACGUGAGCGACUUGCUGGGGCGGGCACCGGAGAGAGCCUAGAAGAGGAUCCCCAAACAGACCAAGAAAGACUCCUCCAGCGGGCUUGGUACAAGGUGCUGGGCCAAGACACAAAGGUUUACCGCAACAGUAACUUUUUCGCCGUGGGCGGUGACUCUCUACGGGCUAUGAGACUUGUCGCAGCUGCUCGAGACGAGGGCCUCUCCAUCACCGUCGCGGACAUCUUCACAAAUCCUUCAUUGGAUAUGAUGGCAAGCCGCAGCAAGGACACAUCGGCGGCCUCUGAGGACCACAUCCCUCCAUUCUCGAUGUUGGAGCCAGACUGGGAUAUUGCCCGGGCCAAAGAAGAAGUAGCAAGCCUUUGUCAAGUCGAUCAAAACUCGGUCGAGGACAUUUACCCCUGCACGCCGUUGCAGGAGGCACUAAUGGCUCUGUCAGCCAAGGUAAAAGAAGCAUACGUGGCCCAGAGGGUUGUGGAACUCGAAGAUGCUGCGGUGGCCGAUAAGUUAAUUGUGGCAUUCGAUACUGCGCAGCAGGAUUGCCCCAUCCUUAGGACGCGAAUUGUUCAAGUCCGUGGUCGAGGGCUCGUCCAAGCUGUCAUCAAGGGGAAGCUCGAUUGCUACUAUGGAACGAAUCUGGCCGAAUAUCUCGUUGCGGACCGAGAUAACGAUAUGGACCUCGGAAAACCACUUGUUCGAUAUGCAGUCAUCAACGACAGCGUUACGGGCAAAGUCAGCUUCGUAUUGACGAUGCAUCACGCGUUAUACGACGGAUGGGCAAUGCCGCUGGUCGUCGAGCGCGUGAACAAGGCGUACCGGAACGAGACUCUGCAUCGUCCGGCAGAGUUUAAGCAUUUCAUCAAAUAUCUCAGCAGUGUCGAUAAGGCGGUUUCAGAGUCCUACUGGCGCGAACAGCUUGCCGGUGCCAAUGGCCCGCAGUUCCCAGCUGUGCCGUUUCAGGGGUACCAGACAAAGGCUGAUUCCCUUCUCGAGGUUUAUGUGCCUUUGGAAAGCCCUCCAGCGUCCAACGCCACUGUCGCAACUGUCAUCCGGGCGGCUUGGGCGUGGGUGGUCUCUCAGUACAUCAACAGCGACGAUAUCAUUUUUGGGGAGACGCUGACCGGUCGCAAUGCCCCCAUCAUCGGGGCGGAGGAGAUUGAGGGGCCCAUGAUCACGACUGUUCCUGUUCGCAUUCACGCAGACAAACAGAUUCCCGUCGCAGAAUACCUUCAAUCCAUUCAGGAGCAGACCGUGGCUCAGAUUCCGCACGAGCACUUCGGCUUGCAGCACAUUCGCAGACUUAGCCCAGACGCUUUGGAAGCGUGUGAGCUGCGUACAGGUUUGGUCUUGCAUCCCAGUACAGAGGGAGAGCCGUCACAAGACGUGGAUUUGCCUGCGAACCGACUUGUCCCGGCUGGAGAUGCCGAAGCAGCGCAGGAAGCUCUCAAGUUCAACACCUAUGCGCUGAUGCUGGUUUGCUCCAUUGACCCCAAAGGCUUCCUCGUCAUGGCCAGCUUCGACUCCAACACCGUCACUUCACACCUGAUGGAGAGGGUCCUGGACCAAUUCAAGACAGUCGUUCAGGCACUGUGCGUUGAGACAAGCGAGCGACUUGGUGCCAUCUGGGGCCUCACCGACAAAGACUACUCAGAAAUCAAGUCUCAUGUUGCCGCGACGAGGAAUGCGGCGGUCGUUCGCGAGUACGCUGGCGCAGUGGCAGCCUAUCUCGUCAACUCUCAAGUCCAAGAUCAACUUGUGCCAGUCGGUGGUGUGGGUGAGCUCAUCAUCCAUAGCACAGCUAAGCUCGACCUUCCCACUCUUUCAGACCCGUCAUGGAUAAGCAAGAUCGAGUCCAGCCAGCCCGAAGGCAAAUUCUAUAGGACAGGUAGGCUUGCCAAGUACAACGACGGUCAGCUCCAGCUCAUCAAGGCUCAUAUUCCGGACGUCAACCGCCAACAGCACGUCAAGCGGGUAUCGGCAACAUCUCGUCGCCAAAGGAAGCUGAGAAGCCUCUGGAGUCGCGUGCUGCGCAUCAAUGAGGAGGAUAUCGGCCUCAACGACAACUUCUUCCUCCUAGGUGGCGACUCCAUCACAGCCAUGAAGCUGGUUUCAGAAGCACGUUCAGAGGGUAUCAAGCUCACCGUCAUGCAAAUGUUUCAAAAGCGGUCUCUAUACGACAUGGCGAGCAUCAUGCAGGAAGACGUCGCCUCGGACGAGGCAGUUGAGGAGAUUGCCGCGUUCUCCCUGUUGAAUGUCCAAGACACUACCGAGUUCGUGGACACUGUUGUAAAGCCUCAGCUGGCGGACCCAAGUUGGAAAGUUUCCAACGUUCUGCCCACCCGACCCCUUCAACAGGUUGCCGUCAAGGGUACCACGCAGAUGCCCAAGUUCUCCACACGUUACGAGCUCAUGUACUUUGACGCCGCCGUCGACAAGUCUCGCCUCGCAAAGGCCUGCGAUGAGCUCGUCUCUCGGAACGAGAUUCUCAAGACGGUCUUUGUCGAGCAUGCCGGCCAGGGCUAUGGGGUCGUCGUGGAGGACCUGCGCGCCCCAUUCGUCGAGUACACCACUGACAUCGACGUCGAGACGUUCUCGAAACAGCUUUGCCAGCUCGACAUCCUGACUAGCACACCGCUUGGGUCGUGCUUUGUCAAGUGGUUCCUCGUCGAGUCGGCAGCUGGACAGUCGUGCCUCAUUUUCCGUAUCUCGCACGCGCAGUACGACGAGAUUUGUCUGCCGAUUCUUCUGAAGCAGCUUUCUGCGCUGUAUGAGCAUACUCCCGUCGUCCCAGCCUCAAUUCCGUUCUCGUCGUAUGUCGGCCAUGUCGUGAAUCGCAGCGUCCCCGCCAGUAUUCCGUACUGGCGCGACCUUCUCGCCGGCUCGGCCAUGACGAUCCUCAAGCCCGACAACAUCCCCGUGGAAAAGACCAAUCACUUUGCCAUCCAAAAGUCGGUCGACAUCUCGUCACGCCCCCGCGACGUGACCGUCGCGACGCUCCCCACGGCAGCGUGGGCCCUCUGCCUCGCCCGGCGCCUGGGCCUGCGGGACGUGGUGUUCGGCGAGGUCGUCAGCGGGCGCAACAUCGACUUCCCCAACGCCGACGCCGUUGUCGGCCCGUGCUGGCAGUACGUUCCCGUGCGCGUGCGCUUCGAGCCCGGCUGGACCGUCCUCGACCUUCUCGCCCACGUCCAGCACCAGCACGUCUCGUCGGCGGCGCACGAGGCCGUUGGCCUCGACGACAUCAUGGCCCGCUGCACCGACUGGGACCCCGCCACCACGCCCGACUGGUUCGACUCGGUCGUCCACCAGGACGUCGCCCACGUCGAGUCCCUGCCCUUUGCCGCCGCCAGCGGCCGCAUGGAGACGGUGUACCCCCACGAGGAGCCCCUCCGCGAGUGGAAGAUCCAGGCCUUCAUCGAUCCCGGCGGUGCCAGCAUGACGCUCGAGAUCGUCACCGUCGAGAGCUGGGCCGAGUACGCGGCCGGUCUCCUCGAUGACCUGGCCGAUGUGGCGGCCUUUUUGGUUGCUGAGCCGCACGCGCCCUUGUUUUAGGAUGUCUACGUGCCGAUGUGGCCAUGUGGUCAUGAGACGGGAAGACAGAGUACUCGUUGGACCAGAUUGUAUUUGCAGAGUAGGACAGAAACUCUCCUUGCCCAUAGAGUAGCAGCACAUUUUUCUUGUUGUUUAUCUUUGGUAGUAGUACCCGUCUUCUACAUGUUCACAUCGUCCAUGCACAAUCGCCGUGCCGUGUCUGGUGAUGGGAUCAAGACAGCUUGUUCCUCACCUCCAACGGGCAGCAUCGCCGCUGCCCGCUUGUAGUAUAUGCAUCACAUGGAC